Branchiostoma floridae (Florida lancelet) is the source of this 2877-nucleotide messenger RNA. Its product is annotated as serine-rich adhesin for platelets-like. NCBI's taxonomy places the organism in Eukaryota, Metazoa, Chordata, Leptocardii, Amphioxiformes, Branchiostomatidae. The transcript is spliced from 6 exons. The record is from RefSeq and is a predicted model, not a curated record. The coding region runs from base 1 to 2877 and encodes 958 amino acids.
AUGUCGACAAGGAUUCAAAAGGCUUCAGGGACAACUCCUUCCAGCAAGCAAGAGGCCAAGUAUGUUCCUAAGUUUGGCAAGAAGACAAAGAAAAAGCAAGAAGGGGUGCAGGUAGCUGUACCAAAAGAGGAGAAACACUCAAACACUACUGCAAAUGUUGAUGGUGCUCAAGUUGCAUCAAGUGGUGACAGCAGUCCAGUGCAAAAAGAAGAAGAUGUAACAACCUUACCUGCAGUGUUGGAUGAAGAAAAGAAGACCACAUCAGAAAAUGGGGUGGCAACAGAAACUACAAAAGUUGACACAGUGGAAACCUUCUCAACUGGAGGUACCAGUCUUACAAACAAUCUAGUGCAGAAACAAGAAGAUGUAACAACCUUACCUGCAGUGUUUGAUGAAGAAAAGAAGACAACAUUAGGAAAUGGGGUGGCGGCAGAAACUACAAAAGUUGACACAUUGGAAAUCUUGUCUACUGAAGGUCUUACGAACAAUCUAGUGAAGGAACAAGAAGAUAUAACAGCUAGAUCUACAGCAGUCGCUGAAGAAAAGAAAGCCGUGUCAGGAAAUAAGUUGUCUGCAGAAACUACAAAAGUUGACACAGUGGAAUCCUUGUCAACUGAAGGUACCAGUCUUACUAAGAAUCUACUGAAGGAACAAGAAGAUGUGGCAACUACAAAAGUUGACACAGUGGAAAUCUUGCCAACUAAAGAAACUAGUCUUACUAACAGUCUAGUGCAGAAACAAGAAGAUAUAACAACUACAUCUUCAGCAGUCGAUGAAGAAAAGACGACAGUAUCACAAGAUGUCUGCAGUCUAGUGCAGAAACAAGAAGAUAUAACAACUACAUCUACAGCAGUCGAUGAAGAAAAGACGACUGUAUCACAAGAUGAGGUGGUAAUAGUGUCAAUUGAUAUUGACCCAGUGGAAACCUUGUCAACUGACGCUACCCGUCAUACUCACGGUCCAGUGCAGGAACAAGAUGACGAAAUAAGCACAGGCAACAUCCUAGCUGAAGAAGAUAAAGUAUCAGACAACAAGGUGACAGAUGCUGGGACUAAUACAUCAACUGAAAGUGUGAAUCAUACCAACAGUCAACGGCAAGAAGAAAACAAGAAAGAUGUCACAAGUAGCAUCAUAGCUGAUAACAAACACUCCCUAGUACUGGAAGCUAAAGUAGCAGUAAGCACUGCAAAUACAUGUGACAUAGCAAAUCAGCAUACAAGUGGAGGUAGUGUUGUGUCAAGUGCCGUACAAGCAAGUGACAUUAAAACAGUGACAGUGGCGACCGUUAAACCACAGAAGCAGGAUGAGAUUGAAACUGCCAAAGACACAAAAGCAACAGCUAGUUCUGCUGAUGACCUGAUCCCCCCAAACAGAGAGCUACAAAUGGUUGAAGGAGCAAGUGAUGGCAUUUCAGCACCACUGAGAGAGCCUGACAACAACACUAGUGCAGCAGAAGAGAAAGUCAUCACAACAGAGCACAAAGCUGUGCCAAGCAGUGAAAUAUCUUCAGUACCAGAGGUAGAGGUGGCCAGAGAUGUUCUGUCCACCAUCAUUGAGAAAAUAGUCUCUGAAAAGGCUGUGAUCCAUAGCAGUAAUGACUCUACUACUGGAACAGAUCUGUCCACUGAGUUGCAAAGAAAGGAAGAAAGGUCAGCGAGUGGACCUGGGACUGAUUGUAAUGGGGAAAGAAUUGGACAGAAUGAUAUAUCUUCUUCUGAUGCACAAGUAGCAGCUCCAGAAACAGUGUCCACUGAGUCACAAGUUAAGGAAGGAAGGUCCGGCGGAGGAGAUGACAAUGCCGAGAAGAAAGCUGGACAAAAGGAUGAAGGUAGUCUGGAUACACCUGUUCCUGACGCACAAGAAACAAGGGAAAGAUCAAACUGUGCUGAUGUAGCAGACCAGAAUGCUCCACAACAAGGCUAUGAACAAAAUGAUUGUGGCUCCACAGACAAGUCCAGGGAAACCAGCACAGCUGAACACUCAGACCAGGAGGAUUCACAGGGCCUGGACAACUUUAUGGACAGCCUCUCCUCCUCCCAGCUGUACCAGAUGGAACAAGAAGCUCUCACUACGGCUCAACAGAUAAAUACAGUGAGACAGGAACCAGACGAGGGUGCAAGAAAGGCCAUCCUCGGACUGACCUCUGACCUAUCGUCCCUCAACAGAAGCGUGAUGUCCGUCUGGAGAGAGUUCAAUGCCCUACAAAAGAAGAGGCUCGCCAGAAAGAAAGAACAGGCUGCCAAAGCGUCCAGAGGCCAUCCCAAUGCUUUUCGUAAUGACAGCGUUACGACAAAACCCGUGCAGAAUGGACGCCGGGGAGGCAACGUGCGCACCCAAGUCGCUCAGCCAAACCCAAGCCCUAUGAAGAUUCGAAACGACAAGAAAGUUGUCUUCAGUCAUAUCGACCAGCAGAAGAAAACAGACCAGCAUAACACCAGACCGAUGUCUUUACAGGCUACAAACAAUGGUCAAUGGGGAAGCAAUAUUCGCACCCAAGUUGCUCAACAAAAUCCUAGCCCUAUGAAGAUAAGAAACAACAACAAAGCCGUCUUCAACAAACUUGAUCAGCAAAAGAAAAUGGACCAGCACAAGAUCCGACCCACGUCCUUGCAAGCUGUGAAGAACCGACAACAAGGCAGACUGCUCCCAAUGCCAAAGCCAAUGGGUAAACUCCCCUUUACCGGUACCACCACACACAGACAACCACCAAGAAUACCAGGACCGUACCAAAAUACUAACGCUUCCAGGGGGAACCAGCUUGUUCCACCCAACAGAAAGCCCCAAAAUGGUUCGACCCCAACCAAGGCUAGCUCCUCCAGUAAUUCUUUCAACUUCACCCCAACUAAACCAGCACAGGAUUUCAAGUCUUGUUCGUGA